UCCAGUUGGGGAGCGAAUAGGAGCACACCCAUAUCAGCAAUUAUCAGCGACAGUAACUAUCUCCAGAUAUACCGGCAGGAGGAGAAACACUGCAGUCGUCCUGGACCCAAAAAAGCAACUUUGGUUUCAUUUAUCUCCGAUCGGUGCGCGCAACUUUUACGCAUUAAAACAAUUUGGAAACGCUCCGCGCUGCUGCCUCGUCCGUCUCUGUUUGUGCGGAGGGACAAAGUUUGCCCACUGCUCUCUACUACUGAGUUUUGGACGUCUAAAGGACCGGACUGCUUUAUCACCCGACCGUCCUUAUCUGGGAUUCCUUUAAGUCAUUGUGGUUCAAAACGGCACAAAUUAUUCUAACAAGGGUGGAAGAGCCUUUACGUGUGGACAGUAUCACCUCCACAGGACUGACACCAGCCUGACAAAUCAUCCCUAUACUUUCAAGGGUCCAAACAGUUGAGAAAAUGUAUCAAAGCCUGACCUUGUCCUCCAACCAGUCCCCUUACGCGCACGACACCGGGAAUUACAUCCACCCCUCGGCCAGCUCCCCGGUCUACGUCCCCACCACCAGGGUCCCCGCCAUGCUGCCCACCCUGCCCUACCUGCAGACCUGCGACUCGCCCCACCAGUCUCACGGCCUCAGCGGGCACCACGGCUGGCCCCAGACCGGCACGGACGGUUCCUCCUUCACGCCAAGCAGCCCUCACCCUCCACACGGCUUCUCUUACUCGCACAGUCCGCCCGUCAGCACCAACACCGGCCGGGACGCGACCUACCAGAGCCCGCUGGUUCUCGGAAACGGCGCUCGGGCGGAGCAGUACGGAGGCGCUCUGGUGCGCUCGGUCGGUGGCUCUUACUCCAGCCCCUAUGCGUACAUGAGCCCGGAGAUGGCGACGUCCUCCUGGACGCCUGGACCCUUCGAGAGCGGAGUGAUCAGUCUGCAGGGACGGCAUGGAGGACUGUCUGGGAGGAGGUCCAGUCUGGACCUGAUGGACGACAUGACCGCUGAGGGCAGGGAGUGCGUCAACUGCGGCUCCGUGUCAACGCCGCUGUGGCGCAGGGACGGUACCGGACACUACCUGUGCAAUGCCUGUGGCCUCUACCAUAAAAUGAACGGCAUCAACAGGCCGCUCAUCAAACCGCAGAAACGACUGCAGACCACAUCUCGCCGGGCUGGCCUUUGCUGCACUAACUGCCACACCAGCAUCACCACACUGUGGAGACGCAAUGCUGAGGGGGAACCUGUGUGUAACGCCUGUGGCCUCUACAUGAAGCUACAUGGGGUGCCCAGACCUCUGGCCAUGAAGAAAGAGAGCAUUCAGACCAGGAAGCGGAAACCCAAGAUGCCCAAGAAUAAAACAUCCACAGGAUCUACCACAUCUGACACCAGCUCCCCAACCUCCUUGUCAGUCUCAGAACAUGCCUCAACCAUUAAGAGCGAACCCAACAUGGCUCCUUCACCCUACGCUGGACAGACAGUCACAUCUGCCACUCAGACAGCUUCGCAGUUAGACAGCACAGGAUCAGGACAUGUGGACAUUAAAUAUGAGGAUUAUCCCUUUACACCAACUUCCAUGGCCCCACAGAACUCCUGGUGUGCUCUGUCUCAAGCAUGAGCAACCUCAACCAACAGGACUGCCACACUGACAACAUACAACUCAUUUUGUCUGAAUCUCCAUCCUGCAACUACUCUGCUGUGUGUAUAAACAUUACAUUGGGGUUCAUGCAGUAUCUGAUGGCCACGUGUUCAGACACUCUUGACCUGAGCACCUUGACCUAAUCCGCUUGCCAUAUAAUGUACUGUAACACACUGGCUCUGUACUUGGCAGGCUCAACACAGCUCACGUGGACCAUACUUUAGCUUCACAGGGACACAGGGUACCGGGACUGCAGUUUUACAAAAGGAUGAGUGUGUAUUAUCCACAGCACACCGACUCAGCAGCUCAGUCAGAGCAAAGAACACACUCGAACUAGGACCAAACACUGAUCCUGGCUCUCCUGAACUCACACAAGCCCCAUUUCCUCAGCGGGAGAACAAGAACUACCUAUUACCAUAAGAAAUCUCCAUUUUUGGAGUACCACUACACUAAAUACACCAAUGCAAAGACAAUCAAGUGGAGUGUAAAAAGACAUGGAUACAGUAACCCCUUUUUAUAACUGAUUUUAGUUUAUUUUUGUUGCUGUCACUGGUCGAUAUUACCCUCACUGCUUUCUGUGGUGAACAUAGUAAGUGCAGUUUCAGCGUGUUGUUGUCAUCACAGAAAGAAAAACGGAAAAUGGACAGAAAAUACCUUUUUUAUGGCUGUUAAACAUGUCUCAUUACAAACGAGUAGAUGAUUAACUUUUAUAGGCACAUUAUUUAUGUUGAGAUAAGGACAGUUAAAAGUCAUGGUGGACACUAAAACCAACCCACUGCUCACCGUCGUAGAAUGGUUGGUGUGUUUUGCAGCCUCCAAGCUACAAUGCUUGGAUUGUGUGAAUGAUUUUACAGAUUUUAAACUGCAUCUUGUAUGAUUCAUUUGAUAAUCAGAACCAGUCGUCUUGAUUCUGACAUCAUGACUACAUAUCAGAAGUUUAUCAUUUUACUGCUUUAAUAUUUGACAUUAAUGAAAGUGCAAUGGCUCAGUUUUCCAUUUAAGAAAUUGAAGGCACAACAGAAAGAGUGUGAAAUGAUUCUAAACAUAAUAAUCUAAUUUUAUUGUCUGUAUUUUGUCAGUAUGUAAGGGAAUCUUAUUAUUGUAAUGUUCUUAAGAACUCGUGUUCCCUCUCUUUUGUCAAUGCUCUUUGGAAUCUGUUCAGGUUAAUAAACUGAUUCACAUUUUAUUCAUUGGAUUUGUGAAAAUGUGUGUGGUUUUCGAGUAAAUCUCACAGAUAUCUUCAGUAUACUUGAGAUAAUUAUCUGAGAUCAGAGAUGGAUUUUGAUGGCAUAAAUCAGUGGUUCUCAACCAAACCCCCAUAGAGUAACCCUCAUCAGCAUCCAAAUAUGUUGGGUGUUUAGGUGGGUGGAGCGUGUCAGGUGGCAUCCACCUGAAUGUCAGCCCAAGGUUUCCCAACAGAACAGUGCAUUGUAUAAAGAUGAUCAAUGUUGUUCACUUCACCUGUUAGUGGUUUUAAUGUUUUGGCUGAUCGGUGUAAACUGGAUGCUAUUAAAUAUCCUACUCAUAGUUAGACAAAGGUGGAUCUUGUUACAAUAUUUCUUCUGACAAUGUUUAGGUGCAUUUGAUCAGGUUUGCCCUUGGAGCCUACUACAUCAUGUUGUGUCUUGAGCUGGAUUCCUUGACCAUUAUGCCAUUAGCCUACAUAUUUCAACUGUUAACCCAUCAGUUGAAUCUUCCAAACCUUUAUCUACUGAUUUCAGAUAACUCUUCCAGCUUUUAAUCCAUUAUCUUCAGCAAACUCUUCCAACUUUUUAUCCAUUGCUUUCAGCUAAUUCCUCCGACUUUUAAUCCAUUGCUCUCUGCUAACUCUUUCAACGUUUAAUCCAUUGCUUUCAGCUAGUUCUUCCAACUUUUUAUCCAUUACUUUCAGAUAACUAUCCAAUUGUAAAUAUGUAUCUUUUAACUAACUUUUCAAACUGUUUAUACAUUAUUUUUAGCUAACUCUUCCAAUGGUUUACAUUUACAUUUUAAACUGUUCUUUAAAAUCUAAAUCCGUUUACAGCAUUAAUUGAUCACUUUUAGCUAACUAUCUGAGCUUUCUUGUUCUCUUUCACACACUCUCAAUUGCAUCAUGUGUUGGCAAAUGACUCAGGUUUAUUGGCAGUUCACUGGUUAUUGUAAAUUAACUAGAGAUCAGCGUCAAACCAGUCUGUAGUCCAAUUUGGCUGUUAAUUUUUCUCUGUAAUAUAGUAUGUGAAUGUAUUACUUUAAUGAAAUCCAAAUGUCUGAUUGUUUUUCUAUUUCAUCAA
Epinephelus moara (kelp grouper) is the source of this 3901-nucleotide messenger RNA. RefSeq names its product GATA binding protein 5 (gene gata5). Gene Ontology annotation, molecular function: zinc ion binding; DNA-binding transcription factor activity, RNA polymerase II-specific; RNA polymerase II cis-regulatory region sequence-specific DNA binding. Gene Ontology annotation, biological process: negative regulation of transcription by RNA polymerase II; positive regulation of transcription by RNA polymerase II; cardiac muscle tissue development. Gene Ontology annotation, cellular component: nucleus. The record is from RefSeq and is a predicted model, not a curated record. The transcript has 7 exons. The coding region runs from base 459 to 1610 and encodes 383 amino acids. NCBI's taxonomy places the organism in Eukaryota, Metazoa, Chordata, Actinopteri, Perciformes, Serranidae.